Trichoderma virens Gv29-8 is the source of this 3285-nucleotide messenger RNA. Its product is annotated as glycoside hydrolase family 38 protein. Gene Ontology annotation, biological process: mannose metabolic process; oligosaccharide catabolic process. Gene Ontology annotation, molecular function: alpha-mannosidase activity; carbohydrate binding. Bases 1 to 3285 code for a protein of 1094 amino acids. Gene Ontology annotation, cellular component: fungal-type vacuole membrane. The transcript is spliced from 6 exons. The record is from RefSeq and is a predicted model, not a curated record. Lineage: Eukaryota; Fungi; Ascomycota; Sordariomycetes; Hypocreales; Hypocreaceae.
AUGGAUUCUCAAAUGCACAGUCGCCAGGGGUGUUGUUCGCAGCCUGUUGUGAAACCUGUUGGCAAGAAGAUUCAAUCAAUCCAACAAAAGCGACUUGCACACUUCACGGAUACGAAACAGUACAAGGAACAAAGCAUAUUUCCAAAACUUGCUCAUGCAACAGUCUCUGGAGGUGACAAUGUUCGACUCUGGGUGUACUCUCCAACCGCACCGUCGCGCCCUACGUUCGUGGAGGUUAAAUCUCAGGUGUUCAAACCCACGGAAGUAGGCGUUUCUUUCGGACCCAGUUGGUCUACACAUUGGUUUCGGGUGGAAAUCGUUGUGCCACAAUGUAUGACGAACUAUUCUCAUCUCGAGUUGCAUUGGAACUCUAAUAGCGAGGCUAUGGUUUGGACGGAAGAUGGCGAACCUGUGCAAGGCUUGACAGGGGGCAGUGAACGUGGAGGUGAGAGACAGGAAUGGAUCUUCCCUCAACAGUGGAAGGAUGGGAAAAGACAUACCUUUUUCAUCGAAAUGGCAUGCAACACCAUGUUUGGAAAUGCUGAAAUGCACGACAUUAUACAGCCUCCUCCCACGGACAAGUACUUCAAACUUGAAAAGGCAGACAUUGUAGCCGUCAAUGUCGAUGCAAGGCAGCUAUUAUUUGACUUUUACGUCAUAAGGGAUGCGGCACUAUAUCUGCCUCAAGACUCGUGGCAAUCGCAUCGUGCUCAGCGGGCAUGCGACGAUAUCCUAGAUACUUUCUCUGCUGGCGACGGCAGCUCGGGUGCUAUUUCAAAGUGCAGAGAAAUUGCUCGAAGCUAUCUUGGUGACAGAAUUAACACAGAAGAGGUUUUUAAGACAGAUCAGACGGCAAUAGUCUCGGCUAUUGGCCACUGCCAUAUCGACACAUGUUGGCUUUGGCCUUGGGAUGAAACGAAGAGGAAAGUCGCUCGUUCGUGGAUUAGUCAAUGCAAUCUUAUGGACCUAUAUCCUGAGUACCGGUUCUGCUGCUCCCAAGCACAGCAGUACAAAUGGCUGGAGACUUUGUAUCCAACAAUCUACAAGCGGGUCAAGGAAAAGGUCGCCAAGGGAACCUUCCAGCCAAUUGGUGGAAGUUGGGUUGAGCAUGAUACAAACCUCCCUAGUGGUGAAUCUCUAGUCCGUCAAUUUCUAUACGGACAGCGAUACUUUCAAAGUCGAUUUGGUCGCAGGCAUACUACAUUCUGGCUACCUGACACUUUUGGUUAUUCGGGUCAGCUUCCCCAGAUUUGUCGCCUAGCGGGAAUGACGAGGUUCUUCACGCAGAAGCUUAGUUGGAACAACAUCAACAACUUUCCACAUACCACCUUCAACUGGGUGGCACUGGAUGGUCGGAGCAAAGUGCUUUGUCAUAUGACACCUGCAGAGAAAUACAAUGCGGAAGCGACGUUGCAAGACCUCGUACGCUGCGAAACGAGACACAAAUCAAUGGACCAGGAUAACACCUCGCUAUUAGUUUAUGGAAAGGGCGACGGAGGAGGCGGUCCAACAAUCGCGCACUUGGAAAGCUUGAGGCGAUGCCGUGGCAUGAGUGAUCAAGUAGGUCGCCUGCCUCGCGUUCAACAGGGUAACUCUGUGGACGACUUCUUCUCUCAGCUGGAGCAAACAGAAAAGGAUGCCAAUAAUCCUUUUGUUACUUGGUUCGGUGAACUGUACUUUGAAUAUCAUCGGGGCACUUAUACUACCCAGGCUAAGACCAAGUUGAACAACCGACGGGCUGAGAUCUUCCUACAUGAUCUGGAAUAUUUGGCCACGCUUGCCAGUAUACAAAAGGAUUCAACUUAUAGGUACCCAAAGAACGAGAUUGACGAGAUGUGGGAGAAGGUUCUGCUUUGUCAAUUCCAUGACUGCCUUCCAGGGAGCUCGAUUGAGAUGUGCUACGAUGAUACGGAUAAACUCUACGAUGAGGUAUUCUCCGUAGGAAAUACAGCACUUACGAAUGUUGCAACCGCGCUUCAGCUAAACUUGCAACCAACAGAUUCUGCCAACCUUGUGGGAGUAAACACGCUCGAUUGGGACAGGGUCGGUCUAAUGCCAUUGCCAGCAGCAGCUCGUUUCGAGGGUAACCAGAAGUUUGGUUUCUACCGAUGUGGACCCGGGAUAUCACCACUUCAGCCCCUGUCAGGCGUUUCCUUCGAGGCAGCGACCAUAUCUGAAACCAGCAAGGGUGUCUGGAUCUUGUCAAACAGCCAGUAUCGUGUCACGGUGACUCAGGGCACCAUCGUCUCGCUAUAUGACAUCCGCAGAGACCGUGAAAUAAUCCCUGAUGGUGCAAGAGCCAAUCAGCUCGUUGUGUUUGGUGAUAUGCCCCUUUAUCAUCAAGCCUGGGAUGUGGAGACAUAUCAUCUCUCUCAAGGUCGCGAACUGGAAGGAGGGGUUUCGUAUCUAGCUGAAAGUGGACCUCAGAGAGUUUCAGUGACAACAGUCACAAAGAUAUCUGGGAGCAGCUCCAUCAAGACUACUAUAUCCCUCAAUGCUGUUAUUGAUCCCCAAGAGGAAAGUCAUAUUGAAUGCUCUGCAGACGUCGACUGGCAUGAGAACAUGAAGUUCCUCAAGGUCCAGUUCCCGGUGGAUAUUUACAACACAAAGGCAUCAUAUGAGACUCAAUUCGGCAUUGUGGAACGGCCAACACAUUACAACACCUCCUGGGAUAUGGCCAAGUUCGAGGUGUGCUGUCACAAAUGGGCCGACUUAUCGGAAGCAGGAUACGGUGUGAGCAUUCUCAACGACUCCAAAUAUGGCUUCGCUACGAGUGGAAACAUGAUGCGAUUGAGCCUGCUCCGUUCACCAAAGGCCCCCGAUGCCAACGCUGAUAUGGGUCGUCAUCAUAUUAAAUGGGGCAUUUUCCCUCACGAAGGACCUGUUGGUUGGCAAACAGUGAAGAAGGGCUUUGAGUUCAACAUCCCGGUCCGUAUUGCCUCGCGCCCUAACGGGAUCUGCUCGCCGGAGUUGUCAGCGAGCCCCGUCAAAUUGAGAGACGGCCUAGGACUUGUGCUGGACACCAUCAAGAGAGCAGAAGAUGAUACAGAUGUGAGUUGUGGCAAUUUGCCUACAAGGGAGGGCAAAAGCAUCGUAUGCCGAGUAUAUGAUGCCAUUGGUGGGAAGAACAGGGCUCUCUUAGAGACCAGGCACGCCAAGAUUCAGAAGGCGUGGAAAUGCAAUAUCUUGGAAGACGACUUGGAGGAGCUGCCCAUUAAGAAUGGUGGCGUAGAGAUAGAGCUGCAAAGAUUCGAACUAGCUACCUAUAGACUACUUUUAGAUUAG